CCAAACAUGGAUAAGUGUGGAGAGUGUUUUGCUCUUUUCCCAUCAUGCUUUGUAAUGGAUUUAAAUCAGUGUAAUUUAGAUUGUUGUAUGGUGCAUGAACAGAAUACCCACAAAGUUCAGUGAGCAGGUUGUGUUAUGUGUGAUUUUUAUUUUUUUAUUUUUUUGCACCAUGACUAGGGAAGGUUGUUUGCAUUAGGUCAUAUAAGUUAAUGCUGUAAAAGUAAAAGUCAUUGAUUUGAAAUACUCGCAUUGUCCACUCGAUGGCACCAAAAUGAAGGCAGUCUCCCUGCAAGGAAAAUUCCAUAUUCAACUCUUGAUGUUUCGCGGUUCUAAAAGCCACAACAGUUUUUGGCAGAUAACGUCACAUAGUCUGACUGGCACCCCGUCUGGACUCGUUUUGGGCCAAAGCGUCCCAUCUCGUGGGAUUCGCUCCAUAGACUGGACCGAAGCAAAGUCAUUCACAGGGAUUACAGAUUAAGAUUUCCCCCCUGACCGCUUUGGUUGAGUUAAUCUGGGGAUUACGAUGUCAACAGACUGGAGCUACAGGAGGGGAAAUUGAAUUGUAAUGAGAAGAGCCGCGCCGGCCCUCAGAUUACAGCGCGGUCCCGGAGAAACCAGACACAAGAGUCCAUGUUUGUGCCUUUUGUCGUGCUGAACAAGACCAACGCGGGACACAGAUAUUGCCUUCGGGCAAAGCAUUUGUCUUUGGGGCGGAACUGCAGUGGAAUAAUGUUCAGGAAGUUGAUUGAGUGGUAAAACGGUUGCUGUGUUAGCGGUAAUCCCGCUCUCGUCUCUGGAGCACCAGGUGACAACUCCCGAGGUUCCUCCCGAGGUUCCCCCCGAGGUUCCUCCCGCUGCUCCCGCUGCCGCUGUCCAAACCCAAGGUUGCACCAAAACCAAGAAGAUGAAAGUGAAAUGGACCCAACUGGGUUUGGUGUUCUUUCUGGUCCUGUCUAUGGUGAUGACAGGAUGCUUCUUUUGGCAAUAUCAGCUCCCAAAGAUCCAGCCAGAUGAAGUGCUGGGUCGCAACUCCAAACUCGAAAUGAGGUGCCCCCGCUUCCCCGAGCCUCUACCACUGCAGCAUCCCAUUCCCAGUCUGAAAGACGCUCUGGAAAAGGUGGACGUUUUGCUCCGCCAGAGCAUCCAUCCUGUCAGCCUCCCUGCUCUCUCCGCCAUCGUCAUCCUCAAUGACACGGUUUUGUGGACCGGCAAUUUUGGCAAGAGAAACAGCUCGGAUGCCUUUUCGGGACCCCCCAAUGAGUACACGGUCUACAGAAUCGCCAGCCUGUCCAAGAUCUUCCCCACGCUCAUGUUGUACCGGCUGUGGGAGGAAGGCAAAAUCAGCUCCCUGGACGACCCCCUGGAGAAGUAUGUGGAGAACUUCACCAUCAAAAACCCCAUGGGGAAGACGCGGGACUCGGAGCUCAAAUACGUGACGGACGGUCUGAUCUUUCUGGACAGCGGCGAGGUUCCCAUCCGCUCGUCCUCGGUGACGCUGCGCAGGAUGGCCAGCCAGCUUUCCGGCUUGCCCAGGAGACUCCGAGCCACCAACCUCCUUUGGAAAGGAAAAACUCAAUCUGCAAUCAAUCUCCUGCAGGACGACGUGCUUGUGGCCGACCCCGGAACGAAAUGUCACUACAGCAACCUGGCCUUCUCGCUGCUGGCCCACGUGAUGGCCGAGCGCGUCGCCAGCGUGGACUAUCAACGCUGGAUCACAGACAACAUCCUGGAGCGUCUGGGCAUGGAGGACACCGGCUUCGACAUCACACCGGGCCUCCAGGGUCAGGUGGCGGUGGGCGUGUACUCCAACGGAAAGCCCGCCCCCCUCUACGACCUGGGCUGGUACCGGCCUUCGGGGCAGAUGUUCUCCACGGCGGCCGACUUGGCCAAGCUCGCCAUGAUGCUGCUGGGGGCCUAUCACCGCAAGCUCCUGGAGCCCGACUCCUUGAAGAUCAUGCUCACGCCGCUCUUCCGGUGCGAUAAGGACUACUUCGCCAACCGCACGGGGACGCCGUGGGAGGUGAACGAGCUGCUGGGCUACGAGGUGGUCCGCAAGGACGGCGAUCUGGACGGCUACUCGGCCACCUUCUCCCUGGUUCCCCGCUUGAAGAUGGGCCUGGUGGUGCUGAUGGCGGGGAGCAGGUCCCAGAAGCAGGACGUGGUGUCCAAGGUUUACCAGCAAAUCAUCCCCGCUGUAGAAAAGGCCUUCAGGGAGGCCACCAGGGUCCUGGUUGCGCCCCCCAACCCGGAAGCGUACGCGGGCUUCUUCACCUACAGCAACAUCACCUUCUACGAGAUCAAAGCCGGCGCCGACGGCGUUCUGACCAUGCAGCAAUUCGGCCCUCAGAUCGAAGAGCUGAUCCCGGAAAAGUAUCGCACGAUAAAGCUCAACUACCUGGUGGAGCGCGUCUUCAGGGUGGCGUUCGAGAGAGACUACCCUUGCGUCCUCCGAGUGGGCUCAGCCUCCGUGUCCCUGGAAGCACAGGACGGACAGCUGUUCAACUUCUACACCUACGACAAGCGAGGCCUGUCGCCCGGGUUCGACGCGCCGGGGCUGAACACGUACAACGUGGUGCGGAUCGCCCGCAAGCCCUCCUUCUCCAGCUGAGGACACUUGGAGAAGUGGCUUCCUUGCCUCAAACACUCACAUCUGUUCUCUCUCCGCUCGCCAAGUCAUCGCGGGGGGACAGAAGCAUUUUGACCAUGUUGACGUUAUUUUCCCACAUCGUUGUUGCAAAUGGCACUCCCGUCUUUCACUGUCCGGGACAAAACAUCCGUGGUAUUUACAUUAAACUCACCUGCCACAAUUUCAGGUCAACGAGAAGAUCUGCAUGAAGAAGUGUGCCUUUACAAAAAUAAUAAUGCUGUCAGAGAGGGUUUUAUUUGCAGGCUUUUUAUUCGCGGCGCUUUUUUGGGCGUCAGGGCCAGCAAGGCACUCUGCUGGCCUAACAUAAGCAGAAAUCAUAAUCAAAGAUUGUGGAGGUCUUGCUCCUCCGGGUUCUUUGGACCACCAAACAUCUUUACACCACUCCGGCUCAGGGUUGCACCAAUGUUUAUUUUACAACAAACUUGUGUCGGAUUGUGCAAAGUCUCUCUUUCAGGCUUUUCAGCCGUCGUCUUGUUCCCAAGUGAGCACACGAAUGGUUUCUCUUCAGUCUCUUUUAUGCUUUUCAGCAAAUGUCUUUCGUUUCUGUCAAUCUCGCUCUCGCUCUCUCUCCUCUCGUCUCGACUCGUGCUCGUCCUCCACCAACAACAACUCCUCCCUCCCUCCCGACUGCUGCCUUUAACAGAGCAACAGGUGAUCAGACAAACACUCCCAGCUGAGUCAUCUACGCACCUGUCGCUGAUCUCGAAACCGGUAAUGGGACACCCUGCUUCGCUGCAGGUCCACAGGCCACGCCAGAGGUGUGGACUCGAGUCACAUGACUUGGACUCGAGUCAGACUCGAGUCAUGAAUUUGAUGACUUUAGACUCGACUUGACAAAAUGUAAAAAUACUUGCAACUCGACUUAGACUUUAACAUCAAUGGAUUUGAGCCUUUUGAAUUGACAUGACUUGACAUGACUUGCUACUUCCCCCAAAACCCAAAGAUGAAAAAGUUAUUCGGGAGCGCUCCGUAUUUGUCAUUGUGUACUUGUCUAUCAGCGUUGCGUGUGUCAGCUGGUGUGGUCUCAGUACAACAGCCAAUCAAAUUAGAUCUACUUUGUUUUCAUCACACAGCAUUCAUCCAAUCAAAUUGCAGGACAACCAACGAAGAAGACAUGUCCAAACCACACGACAGUGAACAAAAAAUGAUACCUAAAAUAAUUAUGUUUGGGUAUAAAAAUUACGAGGUGGUCAACACAAAACGGUUUGCAGUAUGCAACACAUGCGGUUCGAAAAUUACUGAUGGAGAGGCAACAACUUCCAACUUCGUCCGGCAUUUGAAGUUGCACAAAGAACGGUAAGUUUUGAAUGUAAGAUAACGUUUAUUGGCUAAGUAACGUGACUUUUAUUUGCUGUGUAGUUAAAUCAGUGAGGCUGUAAACUCACUGCUAACGUUAUAACGUUAUUGCAAACACGGGAAUCUGUUGCAGUUCACUACCUUAUUCAUACUUUUUGUUCAGUGAUUUUUUUUAAGCAGGGUUAUGUUAGUCAAUAUAUCACACGUAACGUUAGACGGCGGUCAGCAGCACCGCGUAUUUUAGCCACCUAAAAAAAGACAAAAAUAGUAAAAUAAAGGUCAGUUAAAAUGUAUACUAUAUUAUGAAUAUGUGUACCGUUUUAGCUAGCUUUCUGACAUACUGUUGGUUGUUUACCUCAGUGGUCCCCAACCACCGGGCCGUGGCCUGGUACUGGUCCGUGGAUCGAUUGGUAUCAGGCCGCACAAGAAAUAAUUUUUUUCUUUUUUCUUUUUUUAAUUAAAUCAACAUAAAAAACACAAGAUACACUCACAAGUAGUGCACCAACCCAAAACAACUCUCUCCCCCCUUUUGUUCUGGGCAUUGAACAUGAAGACUCUUCCUUCACUGUUCCGAGUGGCCAUGAGAGUCUUGGCAGUGCCUGCCUCCAGUGCUCCAGUGGAGCGAGUUUUCAGCCAUGGUGGCAUCAUACUACGCCCCCAUCGUGCACAAAUGACUGACAGACUCUUGGCUAAUUUGGUCUUUUGCAAAUGCAAUGCAGCAUAGGGCCCUGACAUAUAAAAAGUACAACUCUUUUGUUAUGUUCACGUAUAUGUCAUGUUUUUUCAAUGUUAACACUUUUGUACAAAUAAGUACAUUUGCACUUUAUUUUUCAAUGUGUUUGUUCUGUAAAGGAAUGAGUUAAUGUUUAAAAUGACUGGUUAAUAGUGCUAUUAUAAAGUGUAAUGUCAGCACAAUUUUCUUUCCUGCAAUUUAAAAUGCACUUGUUUUAAUAAAUAAAUACAGCAUUUGAAAAGCAUACACAAUCUGUGUUAAUAUAUUAGUCUGUGGUUAAAAGGACUUGAAAGGACUCGAAACUCAAAAUGCAGGACUUAGGACUUGACUUGAGACUUUCCAGUCUUGACUUUGGACUUGACUCGGGGCUUGCCUGUCUUGACUCGGGACUUGACUCGGACUUGAGGGCAAAGACUUGAGACUUACUUGUGACUUGCAAAACAAUGACUUGGUCCCACCUCUGGGCCACGCCCCCCAACAAAGAUAAAAGUAACUUUCCCUAAAUAUUUAAAAGUAUUCAUAUACACUUCAUGUCAUAUUAUGCUCCUUCCAGUGCUGUUGUUUUUAGGUUAGAGUUUUUAUCCAAUCAGAAUUCAGCUGGCUUAUGUUGCCAUGCUGUACCAAAUCUGCCUUCAGAAUCACCAAUGUCUGUGCACUGUAAGUGAACAGACACAUACAGUUGAUAGAUAAUUGCGAUAGCCAAUCAGAUCACAAGUUGUUGACAGUAGCCUAUCUAGGUAGCCUGAUGUUAACGAGACUGUGACUGGAUACUCACUUGUCACUUCAAAGUAGGGCCGGGCGAUAUGGCCUUUUUUUAAUAUCUCAAUAUUUUUAGGCCAUGUCUCGAUACACGAUAUAUAUCGCGAUAUUUUGCCUUAGCCUUGAAUGAAGACUUGAUGCAUAUAAUCACAGCAGUAUGAUGAUUCGAUGUGUCUACAUUAAAACAUUCUUGUUCAUACUGCAUUAAUUUUAAACUUUCAUGCAGAGAGGGAAAUCACAACUAAAUCAAUUUACCAAAACUGUAUUUCUUAAAGAGUUAUUAAGCAGUGGCACAAACAUUCAUGUCAUUCCAAAACAGAAAGUGCAAGAUUGUCCGAGAAAUUUUAAAACAAGCUAUUAGUGCACUUUUGUGCAUGAUGUCACUAAGAUUACAUAUCAAAACAACACUAAAUUAAAGUGCACUUUUUGUACAGAACGCCACUACAAUAGUUUAAAACAAAUAAAGUGCACUUUUGUGCGUUAUGUCACACAAGAUAUUUCAAUAACUGUCAAAUAAAAAUGAGCUGCAUAAUAGGAAAUCAAAUCCUUCGCUAUGUGGUAGGUUCCUGCAGACGUUAUCUCCUUCUGUUGUUGACUAUUUUUUUCAUACGAUGUUGUUGUGGAAAUAGUUGCAUCGGAAUUUUGUGGGUGUGGCACCGAACGGAGAUGUUAACAUGCGGAGUUUCAAGCACUCCUUAUUCUCUAGCGGGUGACUUUUCAAAUGAUGCUACAAAUUAGCAGUAAUGUUACUUUUUGUAGCAACGCUUUUACCCCACACUUGACAUAUUACGGUUGUCUGUUCGACAUCUUCCCGCUUGAAGCCAAACCACCGCCAGACGAUGGACCCCCUGCUGUUUUUCUUGGGAGUUAAUUAUUCUUCCUUCAUUUGUUACCAGAUUCGCACUCUCUCUCUCGUAUUACCACUCGCACCACAGCUAACGUUACCUAUGUCGCUACCUCUCUGCUCCGCGAGGGCGAUACGUAUGUGACGUAUGUAAAAGGUGCGCUUGUUUAUGUCUCUGUGAGAAGACGAGACAAGAAAGAGUGAGAAAAGCAUGUAGUGUAAUGCCCGCAGCUAAAAGCAACUGCGUGAGAACGUAUACCCGAAUAUCACGAUAUAGUCAUUUUCUAUAUCGCACAGAGACAAACCCGCGAUAUAUCGAGUAUAUCGAUAUAUCACCCAGCCCUACUCCAAAGUGAGUAUCCAAUCACAAGUUGCAAUUUACUGAAGCAAGAAGUGUUGCACCGUAGCCAUACCGGACUAGCAGAGAAAUGUUUAACCCACAAAGAAGGAGAACAAAACGUGGAUUAAGUGGCAGAUAUAUAUUUACAAGGCCAUUUUCAAGAAGGAUAUUUAAAGAGAAACUACAUCUUGUGAGACGAUUUCGGCGAUGAAAUAGGGAAAUGCCCGCCAUUUCCCCUCGAAUCGACGAGGGGUACCCCAGGCUUAUUCGGCGUCCAAUGGGUGCUACAAAUUGUGGGUUCAAAUAUUUUAUUUCUUUAUUUUUUCACAUUUAAUAUGUUUUUUACAGUUUUAAUUUUGACAGUACCACGAUAAGAUAUGUUUUAAUUGCUGAUGCGGAUUGAUUGACUUUUAAGUGCGCCAGAAAAUAACCCAUUUUGUACACUGUUGAUGUGUUUCAAUGAAAAGUAGGGCAUAAAUGUGUUUCUGUAUAGUAUUUCUCCAGCAAUGGUCAUGUGGGGACAUCAAUUAUGGUAUUUUAAAAGGUAAUCAUUGAAGUCGGACAUCACUGAAGGCCUAGGUGGGAAACACACCGCCCGCCACUGGUUUUCAGCCUUAUUUCAAAAUGGAAUCUAUUCAUAUUUGUCUCAAAAUUCUACACACAGUACCCCAUGACAAUGUAAAUAGUUUUGUUUUGUUUUAUUGCAAAUUUAUUUAAAAUAAAAAAACUAAAAAAAAGUUGGAAUACGCCUUUAACAUAACAAAAUGUGAAAAAAGUGAAGCGCUGUGAAUGGAUGGACUAUACCAGGAGUCCCCAAACUACGGCCCGCCAGCGUCCAAAAUCCGGCCCGCGGGAAGUCCCAAGUUUAUUUUUUUUUAUUUAUUUUUUUUUCAAAUUAUAAUUUUUUUUUAUCUGUCCUUUUUAAUCCAUUUUCUACUGCUUGUUACUUUUGGUGUCUCCUCGCUGCUCAGGCAAAUCAUAUUGUCUAAAAAUGCAUUUUUCCAUCGAUAACUUGAAACUCAUCGAGAGAAUGCCAAGAGUGUGCAAAACAAUCUGUUAUAUACUGUCAAAGGGAAGGAGGCGACACCAAGGCAGAACUGCGGUUUAGAAGGUUUAUUUAAACCUUUGAUGAAUGUGUGAGGUGUGUAUGCUACCACUAGUGAAUGAAUGCGGACGAUGUGUGGAAUUAACAAUGUGAUAUUUACCAGUGGGUGUUGUCGGUGCGUGUUGAGUGAAUCUUUCACCAAAUCCAAGGGGGAAGGCAAAGAGGCAGCCAGCGGGGAGGCAAGCAGUCGAGGGCAGGAGAGAGACAACGAUGUCAAUGUCCAGGCAGUGGUCAAGGAUCGAGGGAGGCAAGCAAAUAUCCGGGAGGGAGUCGUGAGGGAAGACACGAACUCGGGUAACAGGGAAAACACUGUGGAAGACACAAAGGACAUCAAUAAGGAACGAGGAAGAGCACAAAGAAGGCGAGCAAGGAACGAGGGAGGGGUGCCAGACGUGAUGCUUACUCAGGGGAGAUUGG
Molecule: messenger RNA, 8141 nt
Organism: Nerophis lumbriciformis (worm pipefish)
Lineage: Eukaryota; Metazoa; Chordata; Actinopteri; Syngnathiformes; Syngnathidae
Gene: lactbl1b
Product: lactamase, beta-like 1b
Source: RefSeq, a predicted model, not a curated record